Staurois parvus is the source of this 317-nucleotide messenger RNA. Lineage: Eukaryota; Metazoa; Chordata; Amphibia; Anura; Ranidae. The record is from the annotation of a GenBank genome assembly.
UGUUAUGGGUACGCUGAUUAGGCUGCACUGAUCACAGGUACACUGACAGGCUGCACUGAUAGACUUCCCUGAUGGAUGUGCUGACAGGCUUACAACUCAUGGGGCCCCCGAGGCAAUAGGGGAUCAUGGGGCCCCUGUGUCCUUGCCCAAACUCAAAAAAGCCUAUAAAAAAGGUACCGGGGCAUCUCAUGGGGCCCCCUACUGACCCCGGGCCCUCGGGCAGUGCCCGAGUUUCCAAAUGGUCAGUCCGCCCCUGGGCUGUACUAACAGGUAUGCUUAUGGGCUGUGCUGACAGGUACACUGAUGGGCUGUACUGA